This is a messenger RNA of Blepharisma stoltei, 818 nucleotides long. The record is from the annotation of a GenBank genome assembly. Lineage: Eukaryota; Ciliophora; Heterotrichea; Heterotrichida; Blepharismidae.
AUGUCAAAAGAAGAUUACGAAAACGUUGUAAAUCAGCUUCUUGGCACAAUUCACGAUAAAAUAACUAAGCAGCAAAUUGAUAAAACAAAGCAGCUUGACCGAAGAGUUUUAUUGACUACCCGGCUUGGUGAAUUAAGAAAAACCAACGUCCAGCUGGCUUCGAAAAUUCGAAGUCUACAAGAAGAAAUCCGAGCCUACGCAGAAACAAACUUAGGCCUCGAAGAAGAAAAAGAAGAGCUAGAACGAGAAUUAAGGGUCUAUGCUGUCAAAAUUACUGAUAUUGGAGAUAAAGCAAUGCAAGAAAGAACUUCUUGGCAAAAGGAAUAUGAUUUUCAAAAAACUAAACUAAAACAUUUGGAAAGGCAGUUUGAAGCUGAAAGAGAGAGGUUAAGUUAGGUAAUUAAAGCCAGGUGUUAGCCGUAUUGGUGGCACAGUCACCAAAGACCUCCCAUACGGGAGGAAAACCACUUUUCGAUUCCAGCCCUGAGGACUUUCCCAGAAGGUGAAUGCCACUUCCGGAACCUCCUCUGUCUCCUUCUUAUCGCAGCUUCAGUUUUGAGUGGGCAGCUUAUGGAUUUCUGCAGCCUUGCUGCUAGCGAACUGAAAAAGAGGAAGAAGAAAAAGAAAAGAGGACCCUAACGCAAGAAAUAUUUAGACUGGAGCAGGAGUAUAGAAAGACAUCAAAUGAAUAUAAUGCAAAUAUAAUAAAUUUAACGCAGAGACGAGCACUAGAAGAAAGGCGAGUUAGAAGCUUAGAUGAAAAAAGCAAUGUGUUUAAUUCGUUCUUAGGAAGUAAACAAUUUAAAUAUGAAAGUUAA